Molecule: messenger RNA, 2010 nt
Organism: Peniophora sp. CBMAI 1063
Lineage: Eukaryota; Fungi; Basidiomycota; Agaricomycetes; Russulales; Peniophoraceae
Source: the annotation of a GenBank genome assembly
AUGCCAUUCGGCGUUCCUUUCGCUGUGCUGCUGGGUGGCGCGCUAUUCGUGAUUGGACUGUACAUCGAUCAGCUGAAUGCUGUAUUUGACCAGCCGACGCUUCGGCAGGCGCUUGCUACGUGUAUCGAUCUGACCUGGUUACCCAAACCGUGGCCACUGAAUCUAGAUCCACUCUUUGAAGGGUCGGAUGCUCUUCCAGAGUAUGCUGUCUGCGCUCAAAGACCUUCCACUUGGUUGACUGCUUUGCUGGCUCGCUAUGAGAUCAAUGUGCCUAUAGCCGACUAUCCCGCCGGUACCAUUUACACAUCAGAUCCCACGAUGCCGACUGCAGAAUGCUUCCUCGUCUCAGAUGGAGCGUUUGCUGCUGUUGGAAGUGCUGACCGUAUACGAAACUUGUGGCGAGAGAACCGCCCGAAUGAGGACUUGAAAACAUUCUACACACCCAGAGGCGCAAUCAUCACACCCGGCCUGACUGAUGCACACGCACACACCCUGCAAUGGGGCUUCAAAGAGCAGCUGCCCUUAGCCGGUAGUCGGUCAAUCAAAGAGAUCAUACAGAAGAUUGAAGCUUAUGUGCGCUCUCACCCCGAGGUUGAGGCAGAUCGCUCUCGCUGGAUCCGCGGCCUGGGUUGGGAUCAAACGCGGUUCGAGGAAGGCCGUUGGCCGACAGCUGCAGACCUGGAAUCUUCACCGCUUCUCGCCGGUCGGCGCAUUGCUCUUGUACGCGUCGACGUACAUGCAACUUGGGUUUCUCAAGCGGUACUCGACAUGCUGCCUAAUCCACUACCGCUCUCAGACGAGGAGAUCGAAAAGAACGGCGGGAAGGUCAUGCGUGGACCUGAUGGAGCUCUUUCCGGUGUGUUCGUAGAUACUGCUGAGGCACUGCUUCCGCUACCACCUCCCAGCCCGGAAGAGAAACGGGCGUGGUUCGAGCUCGCAGCACGCGACGCAUUGAGCGUGGGUCUGGUUGGCAUUCACGAUGCGUUUGCCGAUGCCGCCGAUGUUGGCUUUUACAAAGGACUCGCAGACGAGGGCAAGCUUCCUCUGAGGAUGUACCUGAUGGGCACGCUUCCAUCAGAACCCAUACCGACGUCCCUCACUUCACCGACGAACACGUCGUCUCCCUCCGAAUGGCCGCACCUCCCGCGAUUGCACGGAUACGGCCCUCAAUCUCACUUGACUCUCCGCGGCAUCAAGCUUUUCGCAGACGGUGCACUCGGAAGCUUCGGCGCGGCAUUGCUAGAACCCUACAGCGAUGACUCGACCACAUCAGGGCUGAUGAGAACUAAUCCCGAGGUUCUUAGAAGUCAGAUAGAGGCGCUAGCGGAGAGAGGAUGGCAGGUCAACACGCACGCCAUCGGAGAUCGUGCGAAUCAAGUGGUGCUGGACGUCUACGAGGAUGUGUUGACGAAGAAAGGCAUGAGGGCAGAAGAGUGGAGACCACGCAUCGAGCAUGCUCAGAUUAUGACCCCUGCGGACCUCGAACGUAUCGGAAGGCUGGGUGUGAUACCGAGUGUACAGCCUACGCAUGCGACGAGCGACAUGGGGUAUGCGGAGUCGCGUCUAGGUCCCGACAGGAUCAAGGGUGCAUACGCGUACAAGACGUUGUUGAGCAACUCUCGACGCUCGAUCAUGCCGUUGGGAAGCGACUUCCCAGUGGAGGGCAUCAACCCUCUGCUGGGCUUCUACGCCGCGGUAUCGCGGCUUGACACAGAGGGGAACUCGCCGCACGGGAUUGGCGGGUGGUACCCCGAACAAAAGCUCUCGCGCGCAGAGGCGCUCGCGGGCAUGACGACCUCGGCCGCGUACGCUUCCUUCGCAGAAGACGUACACGGUGCCAUUCGGGUCGGACUGAAAGCUGAUUGGGUGAUGUGGGAUCGUGACAUUAUGCAAGUGCCCGUGGAGGAGAUCCUGCAGGCGAAGGUGCGGGCUACGGUUGUGGAUGGGGAGAUCGAAUACGGGGAGAUGUAUCUAUGCGGGAUGUGGGCGAUUGGAUGCCGUGGGUAUUAG